UUCGCUAAAGUAAAAAAAAAACACGGAGUGCAAAGGCGAAUUGAGUUAUUGCACACGCGCAUUUCAAAGUAGGCGUUCCCUAACGGAAAUAUGCCGAUGUUGGCUAGAACGCGCCAAUAGGAUCUCGCUAGCUCGUGCUUGGCUCUACCCACUAUGACUAAUUUGUUGCCAUUAGAAACGACAGGCUGUGGUUUUGGUUAUAAAUAUACAUAUAUACAUGUCCACCUUUAAUUAACUAGGCAAGUCCGUUAAGAACAAAUUCUUAUUUACAAUGACAGCCUACCCCGGCCAAUGCUGGGCCAAUUGUACGCUGCCCUAUGGGACUCCCAAUCACGUGAUACAGCCUGGAUUCGAACCAGGGCCUGUGGUGACGCCUCUAACACUGAGAUGCAGUGCCUUAGACCGCUGCGCCACUCAGGACUCCAGGUAUGAAUGCAAUGACUUCUGCAGAGGACAUAUCGCUGUAAAUGCUGCAUGGCCAAUGCAGACAUCGGAUUGACCAUGCAGAGUUUGGCUAAAACGCUACAAGGAAGCAGCCACGCAAAACGGUCUUGAGUGGCAACCAAUCUGCCCAAUUAGCUGUUAGAUUUACGCUUUUGUUGAUCCUCCCGCUUAUUUCGCAACGCCCACUUUCAGACACGCUCAAUGUAUGCAGUUACCCGUGACUCCUAGCAAGCAAACUUGGUGCAUAGGCCACAGCACCACCCGAGUGAUACUGCCAAACAAACCGUGACUACAUGGUAUUUGGUGAGACGAUCCAAUCAGAUCUUGUCCACCACACCACCAGCGGGAGAGCCUUACCUGGGACAACACAUCAGAAUCCUAGAAUCUCCCCCUUCACUUUGGGCCAAAAGUGGUCCUCCUUUUGACCGAAUCAUCAAACAAUUCCUUUCGAGUGCUACAGGAGGAUACUCCAGAGACAAUGGCUGAUACUGAGAGGGACAAUCAACACACAGAUAUACUGCAGGUGCAAAUAAAACAGGAGGACGGAGAAGAGCCUCACGAUACAGAGGACCGUCUCAAGAGUUCUAAUACCGGAGAACAGAAGCCUUGUCACAUCUGCCCUGAUUGUGGUAAAAGUUAUACCCGUUCGGAUAAUCUUAAAACACACCAGAAAAUUCAUAUGACGGAGAGGCCGUACCUCUGCUCUGAGUGUGGUAAAGGUUUUACCCGCACAGAUCAUCUGAAAUCACACCUGAAAACACAUGAAAGAAAGAAGAAGAAACUUAAACACCCCUGUACUGAUUGUGUGAAAGGCUUUGUCCAUUUGGAGCAGCUUGAAAAACAUCUGGAAAAAAAUCACCUUACACACAAGGAAAAGAAACCUCAUGGCUGUCCAAGGUGUGAUGAGAGCUUUUCUGACCUGGAAGAACUAACAACACACUUGCCAGUACAUACUGAAGAGCUGGCCCUCUACUGCUCUGACUGCGGUAAGCGGUUCUUACACAAAGGAAAAUUUGAAAGACACCAGAGAGUACACAGUGGACAAAUGCCAUACAUAUGCACCCACUGUGGGGAGGGUUUUACACAGGCACAUAGUUUGAAACAUCACCAGCGAAUACACACUGGAGAGAAACCCUACCUCUGCAACGAGUGUGGGGAGAGUUUCAGACACGAUGCAACGUACAGGAGACACAAGCGCAAACACGAGCUACCACUCUCUGAAAAGAAAGCCUAUCCUUGCUCAGUAUGUGGGAAGACUUUUACCCGCUCCGAUGGAGUGAUGAGGCAUCUGAGGAGGUUUCAUUACGGAGAGAGAGCUCUCCAGUGCUCCUGCUGCGACAAACGUUUCUUUCAACAGGACACACUAACCACACACAUGAGAAUUCACACUGGAGAGAAACCGUACAGUUGCUCUGACUGUGGGAGAAGCUUCUCACAAGAUGGCGACCGAAAGAAACACCAGAAGAGGCACCACACUGGAGAGGGCACUUCACCUCUGACCCUCCAUGUGGACGGCACAGGGACGCACACACACACACUAUAACAGAGAUAUACACACUAACAGACAGUAACAAAAACAGGCCAGUGGGUAAACCAGGUUGCAAUGUAGUUAUUCUGACAGCUUUGGCUUUAUUUUUUGUGUUUGUGUGUGGUAACAUGUAUUUCUCUCUCUCGUUUAAGUUCAUUGGCAAGGCAAAUUUUAGCCCAACUUCUCACUGUUUGUAAGAUGCUUACUGCUCAUUGCAGCUACUUAAGUGAUCAUCUCCCCACUCCAUUACUGUUACCCCUAUUCACCCCCCCACUCCAUUACUCUGUUACCCCUAUUCAUCCCCCCACUCCAUUACUCUGUUACCCCUAUUCACUCCCCCCACUCCAUUACUCUGUUACCCCUAUUCAUCCCCCACUCCAUUACUCUGUUACCCCUAUUCAUCCCCCCACUCCAUUACUCUGUUACCCCUAUUCAUCCCCCCACUCCAUUACUCUGUUACCCCUAUUCAUCCCCCCACUCCAUUACUCUGUUACCCCUAUUCAUCCCCCCACUCCAUUACUCUGUUACCCCUAUUCAUCCCCCCACUCCAUUACUCUGUUACCCCUAUUCAUCCUCCCACUCCAUUACUGUUACCCCUCUAUUCAUCCCCCCACUCCGUUACUUGGUUAUCUCUCUAUUCAUCCCCCCACUCCGUUACUCCUCUAUUCAUCCCCCUACUCCGUUACUCUGUUACUCCUCUAUUUAUCCCCCCACUCCAUGACUCCUCUAUUCAUCCCCCUACUCCGUUACCCCUCUAUUCGUCCACCUCUCUGCCACCUUUCUAUUCACCUUUUCUUCAUUGGUCUCCCCAUUCUCCUUCUCUCUACCCAAAUUAAUCCACAAAAACAUAUUGUUUUUGUGGAUUCAUUUUUAUAUCGCUGAGCUCCUCCCCUUUCCCUGCACCACCCCCUGUCAGCCCCGCGUUAAACAGAUUACAGAGGAUUCUCUGCUAUUAACACGCUGUUGGGACUGUGGCCUAGCAGUGUAUUGUGGUGUCCAGCUUAGCCACACACACCAAACAGAUGAUACAGUAUGAGAGAGAACUACCUCACCACUGAUCUGGGUAGAGGGAAACAGGCAGCGAUGUGAUCGGACAAAGGCGCAGCAGCAAAUCCUUCUUCUAUAGCCUCCAUCUUCUCAUCUUCUAACCUUAGCCUAUCUAUACUCCUCUCUACCUCAACCCAGCCCGCUGUCCCAGCCCUCUGUCCCAGCUGUGCCUCAACCUAGCCCUCUGUCCCAGCCCUGCCUUAACCCAGCCCUGCCCCAACCCAGCCCUCUGUCCCAGCCCUGCCUCAACCCAGCUGUGCCUCAACCCAGCCCUCUGUCCCAGCCCCGCCUCAACCCAGCCCUCUGUCCCAGCAGUGCCUCAAUACAACCCUCUGACCCAGCCUCUAUCCUACUUCAGCCCUCCUCCGGUACUCCCUGGAUCCUGAGUGAGCCUCCACUCCCCCCUGCCCCUCAUGGCAGGUAUCAUGGACCCUGAGGAUACAAUUGUAACAGAACCCAAGGAUGAGGAUAUCUAACCUGAGGAUAGAAUCGAAACAGAACUGGAGGACAGAAUUCUAAUGGAACCUGAGGAUAGAAUCGGGACAGAACUGGAGGAUAGAAUUCUAAUGGAACCUGAGGAUAGAAUCGGAACAGAACUGGAGGAUAGAAUUCUAAUGGAACCUGAGGAUAGAAUCGGAACAGAACUAGAGGAUAGUGUUAAUUUAUCCAGAAGGUUCUGAUGCUGAGGAGCCAGAUGGGAUUCUCUUUGAGUCAGAGGAGCAACAAGAGGGAGAUGAUGAUGAGGAGGAUGAUAACAUCUAUGCCACAUGGAUGGGCCGCUACAAGAAAGCAGCAGAACAGGAGGAUAAAGAGGUGGAGAAAAGAGAGGCAGUGAUAGAGGAGAGGAAGAACAGCUUCGAAUGACAAGCUCCACCACGGGCAGACCGGCGGCAAUCACUACCCUGUCCAGCUCAACUCUCAACUCGCAGCGAUGAUACAGUUGUCUCAUCUCAAUACCACUACUAGGGCCACGUCUCCCGCCAGGCCAAACUCCCUGCAAUGCAUCUCAUCCAUGAAUGAUCCUGGCUGCCCGAUACCAGCCAAUACUGGGCGACGAUCCUCCAUGAUUCCAUCUGCCAUUCCAGAUUAAAAUGCAAACGCGGUUCCCGCAGGCGGAACGUCAUGUCUCCGGUACACUGGCGGUGUGUGUGAUGGUCAGUGUAUAUAGGAGUGGCUGUGGAGGAAGCAGGUGUGUUGUGUGCAGGUGGUACACUUGCCAGAACCACUCUACUGGAGCUCCACUUGGGUUAAAGUACCCUGAGAACCACGUAGAACAGCCUAGAACUGGACCCAACCUCUCACAACUGCAUAUAGUUGGAAAGAACUGCCUAGACAGAACUUCACCGAACCUGGAAGAACUACCCAGAACUGAGGAGAACCGUUGAAGAACUGCAGAAAAACACUCAGAACUGCCUACCGUUGUAAUGAACCUUGCAGAACUGCUUAGAUACGGACAUCACUUAUUUUAUUUAUUUUAAUUUUAUUUUACCUUUAUUUAACUAGGCAAGUCCGUUAUAAGAACAAAUUCUUAUUUUCAAUGACGGCCUAGGAACAGUGGGUUAACUGCCUGUUCUGAAUCUAGAGUGCUGUGAUGAGAGAGAGACCUCUGUAUUCCCCAAAAUCCCAAUAAUCCAGUAUCUUUUAAAAUUGUUUGGGUGAUAGUGUACGAGUGAAAUGUAUGGAUGUUUUUCCAAAGGUUUUACUUAUAAGAAUCGAUUCAACGUGUUUAUUUCAAGAUGUUGUUUGUUUAGUCAAAUAAGGGCAUUUACAUUUUUACAUUGUAUCCCAUCUACGUCUUUGUUUUCCCCUAGUCAUCCCCUAGUCAUUGAAUAAAAUACUUGGUUGUUCUAAUUGUAAAAUGUAUACUAAGUUGUAUCAUCUUUAUUACUGUGUACUACUGUGAGGUUUCCACCACAAAUAUAAGGCUCUGCUGCCCCCUUUUGUUAUUGUGGUACUGCAGUUAUCCCCAGCCCGUCCCGUCUCCGUGGUUACACAGUGGCGGAAGUUAUCGCAAUCCACCUGUUGCACUUCGAACAGGAAAAAUAGCUCGACAAAUCGAUAUUUGGCGUUCUUAAAAACUAAGCCAAUCGAAGCAACGGGAAAGUUCUAGAACUACUAGCUACAUUCUAUCCGUGUCAACUUUAAUGGACAAACUAAAGAAAGUUUUGAGUGGCCAAGAUGGCAACAAUGAUGACGGCGACAUAUUGCAAGCGGCGAACCAAGCCUCCACCCUGGGCUGGGGCACGCGCAUGAAGGGCUUUAUCGCAUGUUUCGUGCUCGGGGUCUUGUGUUCCAUUUUGGGGACAUGCUUGCUGUGGAUUCCAAGGGUUGGUCUUAUUCUGUUUGCCGUGCUGUACACACUUGGCAAUGUUGCCUCUCUGUGCAGCACUAUGUUCCUGAUGGGACCCCUUAAUCAGCUGAAGAGGAUGUGUGCCAAAGAAAGAGCACUGGCCACAGCUAUCAUGCUGACCUGUCUGGUGCUAACUAUGUGUUCUGCUUUCUGGUGGAAGAAUAAUGGUCUAGCCUUACUCUUCUGUAUUCUACAGUUUCUGGCCUUCGCUUGGUAUGGCCUGUCCUACAUUCCAUUCGCUAGGGAUGCCGUGAUAAAGGCCUUCUCUGUCUGUCUGAAGUGAGGCUGCAAACCUCCCUUUCACUCUCCCUCUGAGGGGUUAUGAUGUGUGUGUGUGUUUGGGGGUUGGCUAAAGCCCUCAACUCUCUGGCAAACACAGAGACGCCACACAGGUGUGCUGGAAUGGUGCCCACUGAGUAAACACUCGUCAGCGAAUGCUUUCCAGAGCAGAAGUGUACCUGAGGUAUGAUGUUGUGUAGAGGAAUCUGUUUGUGAGGGAUGCCUUAUCUUAUCUGUGUGUGGUGUCUGUCCCUUUAAGGUUGGUGUAUAUGUGCAUUUUGUGUGUUUUUCUACACUGUGAGUCCAGCUCCUCUUAAUUUACUGUGGGGGGAGGGUCAAUGCACCUCCUCUGUCAUUUCUCUAACUGUAAAUCAAACCAGACCAAAACUAUUCAGAUCUAUAUUUAGGUGCCAACAUGGUGUGUCUUCACUAGUUAGUUGUACUGUAGGUGUUUAUUUACAUGUGUUCACAGUGGACAGCUGACUACUGAUCAUUUCACCAGCUCAGGUCUGGAAAUCUGUACAGUCAGAGGACUUUUUGCACCUAAUCCCAAAUUCACUUACCAGGAGUCUGAAUAUAAGGGCCUGCUGUUAAAUGUUCUUCUAGCUGGAUAGAUAUACAGUUGAAGUUUACAUACACUUAGGUUGUAGUCAUUAAGACUCGUUUUUCAACCUCUCCACAAACUUCUUGUUAACAAACUAUAGUUUUGGAAAGUCAGUUAGGACAUCUACUUUGUGCAUGACACAAGUCAUUUUUCCAGCAAUUGUUUAUUUCACUUAUAAUUCACUGUGUCACAAUUUCAGUGGGUCAGACGUUUGCAUACACUAAGUUGAUUGUACCUUUAAACAGCUUGGAAAAUUCCAGAAAAUGAUGUCAUGGCUUUAGAAGCUUCUGAUAGGCUAAUAGACAUCAUUUGUGUCAAUUGGAGGUGUACCUGUGGAUGUAUUUCAAUGCCUACCUACCUGCUUCUUUGCUUGACAUCAUGGGAAAAUCAAAUGAAAUCAGACAAGACCUCAGAAAAUACAUUGUAGACCUCCACAAGUCUGGUUCAUCCUUGGGAGCAAUUUCCAAAUGCCUGUAGGUACCUCCAUCUGUACAAACAAUAAAUAGUACGCAAGUAGAAACACCAUGGGACCACGCAGCCGUCAUACCGCUCAGGAAGGAGAUGUGUUCUGUCUCCUAGAGAUCAUUGUACUUUGGUGCGAAAAGUGCAAAUCAAUCCCAGAACAACAGCAAAGGACCUUGUGAAGAUGCUGGAGGAAACAGGUACAAAAGUAUCUACAGUUAAACGAGUCCUCUAUGGACAUAACCCAAAAGGCCACUCAGCAAGGAAGAAGUCACUGCUCCAAAACUGCAUAAAAAGCCAGACUACGGUUUGCAACUGCACAUGGGGACAAAGACUGUACUUUCUGGAGAAAUGUCCUCUGGUCUGAUGAAACAAAAAUAUAAUUGUUUGGCCAUAAUGACCAUCGUUAUGUUUGAGGGAAAAGGGGAGGCUUGCAAGCCGAAGAACACCAUCCCAGCCGUGAAGCACGUGGGUGGCAGCAUCAUGUUGUGGGGCUGCUUUGAUGCAGGAGGGACUGGUGCACUUCACAAAAUAGAUGGCAUCAUGAGGUAGGAAAAUUAUGUGGAUAUAGUGAAGCAACAUCUCAAGACAUUAGUCAGAAGUUAUAGCUUGGUUGCAAAUGGACAAUGACCUCAAGCAUACUUCCAAAGUUGUGGCAAAAUGGCUUAAGGACAACAAAGUCAAGGUAUUGGAGUGGCCAUCACAAAGCCCUGACCUCAAUCCCAUAGAAAAUUUGUGGGCAGACCUGAAAAAGCAUGUGUGAGCAAAGAGGCCUACAAACCUGACUCAGUGACACCAGCUCUGUCAGGAGGAAUGGGCCAACAUUCACCCAACUUAAUGUGGGAAGCUUGUGGAAGGCUACCCAAAACGUUUGACCCAAGUUAAACAAUUUAAAGGCAAUGCUACCAAAUACUAAUUGAGUAUAUGUAAACAUAUGACACACUGGGAAUGUGAUGAAAUAAAUAAAAGCUGAAAUAAAUCAUUCUCUCUACUAUUAUUCUGACAUUUCACAUUCUUAAAAUAAAGUGGUGAUACUAACUGACCUAAGACAGGGAAUUUUUAGGAUUGAUUGUCAGGAAUUGUGGAAAACUGAGUUUAAAUGUAUUUGGCUAAGGUGUAUGUAAACUUCUGACAUCAACUGUACAUGCUGAAAAAAAGAAGGGAAGAACUGCUUCAAGUGCUCAUUAAUCUUUUAUAUAAAACGUCUGAGUUAUUUCUUAUUUCAACUCCUUUCCAUGUCUAACUGCUGUUGUAACUGUCAUGGUUAGUAGUACUAUAGACAAUUUUGUGUUAGAUUUUUUCCACAGGUACUUUGGCUUUCAUUUCAGUUUUUUUUAUCAUUUCUGGGCGAAUAGUUUUUUUGUUGUUUUUUCAAUCAUGUUUCCUGUAAACACUACUCUUAACUGUUUCAACUCUUUCAUGGUUUAGUACUAUAGCCGUUUUCUGGGUGGAAUGAAAAUAUCAAUGCUGGCUUCAGCAUGCCCGAGUCACGACCAUUAAAAAACCCUCUCACUGGGGGGCUGUGUGACUUUUAUGUUAACUUGCAAAAAAGAAAUGCCUUACUUCACAUGAUUUAAACCAGGGAAUCACUGCUUUUUAAAAUAUGUAUACUGUACUACUGUAACUCUCCUGAGUGACCUCUGUUUCAUAAAACCCUCCCUAUAGAGGGUUGUUUCAUCUGCAUAAAAACAUGUAUGAUGCUAUUAAACACUGGUUUAAUAGAAUAACAUAUGUUCUAUAUUCAGGAUACAUUGUUUUAGGACCGUGGUUAGUUCGUCUACUUGUCUAAUAUGAGCGCAGGUAGUUACAGGUUUGGAAGAAAUACUUUUUAAAUCACGAUUGUUUUUUGUACCAUCUGGAAAUUCAACACUAAUGUUUUAAAGUGUAACGAUAAUUUAGCGAUGUAGGCCAAUGUAUGACUAUGAAUCAUGUUUCAUGUGUUCUUGUCCUGUUUGUGACACCAUUUUACAACAAAUAAACAUUUUCAAACUA
Molecule: messenger RNA, 8706 nt
Organism: Oncorhynchus masou masou (cherry salmon)
Lineage: Eukaryota; Metazoa; Chordata; Actinopteri; Salmoniformes; Salmonidae
Gene: sft2d2b
Product: SFT2 domain containing 2b
Exons: 11
Coding region: 5164-5652 (162 amino acids)
Biological process (GO): vesicle-mediated transport
Cellular component (GO): membrane
Source: RefSeq, a predicted model, not a curated record